AUGCCCUUUCCUUUUAACAGAGAUGCCUCGGUUCUUAAAGAUCUUCCGGCGACCUUCUUCGAAAGCUCCACGUGCCUGGGCAACCCUGUGGGAAAUCUCCGGUCCGAUGCAUCCAAGAGGACCGAAAUAGACCCAUCUCCUUGGUCGGAAGAGAACAGUGCCCUCUUGACAGCGCGAGAGUGCGCCCCUCUGACAGAGGUGAAGGAGUGGCGGGAGGAGGCCGAGUCCCAGCGGACCGCCUCGAGCGCCCAGCCGAAGGAGGCGGACGACCUGCGCGCGGCCCUGGAUGUGUCGAAAGCGAAGAUUCGCGAGCUGGAGAUGGACUUGUACCAGCAGCGCGCGAAGGCCGAGGAUGCAGACAGGGCCUGCAGAGCACAGCGCCUUGAAGCCGACAAGCAGCGCAUCAGCGCUGAAACAUGCUGGAAGGCGUAUCACGAGAAGAAGCAGGAGCUGGAGACGGAGAUCCGAAACCGGUGGCCCAAGCCGGAGGCCCUGGAGGCGAAAUGUAGCGACCUCGAGGAGACGAUUCUCCGCUUGCAGAAGACCCACUGCCAGGAACUCGAGAAGUCCUCUAAAGUUGCGGACGACCGCGUGGCAGGCCUGCAGAAAGAGCUUCGAUGUUCGCGCGAAGAGCGGAAUGAGGCGAAGCUACAGUUGGAGCUGGAAGAGCGUCGAUGGAAGCUCGUCCUGGCAGUUCUGCAACAGGAUGAGGGCCUCCCCAGCGACGCGGAGGUGGAUGCCACCCGAGCGACAGAUGUCGGAUACCAGCUGAGCGCGGUUUCGGCACAGCUCCAGGGCCUCCGCGCUAGAAAAGCCGAGGCCGAGGCCGCUUCGCGCGAGCUCAAGGCGAUGUCCGAAGCUCUUCAGGUAACACUGGAGGAGGCGCGGGAGAAGUCGGCGAUGCUGGCGGAAGAGCUGCGCGCGUCGCAAGAGGCCUGCGCAGCACUCCAGGAGCAGCUGCAGGAGUCCCAGCAGGCCACGAGCAGCUGCGCUGCGGCAAAGGCAAAAGUGGAGAGCGAGUUAGAGGAGACCCAGGGAGCUUGUGCCCAGCUCACCACGGAGCAUCAGGAGCCACGGGCAACGACCUAUGGCAGGUUGCUUUCCACCAUCGAGCUUGAUGAGUACACCAUCAAGGAGGUUCAGAAUGGCUGGGAGACGGUCGAAAAACGGCUGGGAGGUGCAAAAGCUGCUGGCGAGGAAGUAUUUGGUAAGCUGAAGAAUGAAGUGCCGAAGACACAAGGCAUGCUUACCAGAUCGAGCACUGUUUGGCACCUCCUCUCCGAGUUGAUGCAAUCUCUCAAUGAGCCGAAGUUGGUGCAGAAACGUCUGGAGUACAUCGCCUUGCGCCACAUGAAUGCGGAUAUCACCACCGCCGAUGUCGAGGUGUUCCGCAACAUUUUGUUUGAAGCUGCUUGGCCGCUGUUGAUCUGUGGUCUCGGUUUUCGUUUUUUGGCAGCGCGGGGGUUCGUCGGUGUGCAGAUUCGGGACUUUGUGGAGGGGAUGAGUCGACCUGUGCGUAAGAGGGCAGAGCAGGAGGCGGCGGAAAAUGUGUCUAUCCCGGCGAGUUCUGACGACGAGGGCCUCCGUAGUCCAAAAGCGGCCAGGGGAGGCGGCGAGGACCAUCCGGUCACGCUGUCUGAAUUGCGGAGCAUUAUGUUGGAGCAGACUCGUCAGCUGCAGCACAGCAACGAAACUUCUAUGGACAAAGCUGUCAAGCGGAUGGAAAAGCAUCUAGAAACCAAGCUGGGCGACUUUGAGGAACGAGUGACGGGCAUCGAUGACAGGGUUGGUGCUCUGGAGAAACAGAUAGAGGAGCUGCUGAAGCAGGGGGCUAAGGCUCCUCAGUACCAGGGGCUGGGGCAGGAUGACUCUGCCAGGCGAGCCAGAACAUUGGUCUAUGGCGGGUGGCCUCGGGACACCAGGCGUAAAGUCAUCCUGGAUGAUCUCAAGGGCUUCCUCGAACAGCUUAAGGUACACGAUCUGAUUGACUCGGAGCCCUUCACCACGGGGGCCAGACGGUCGAUGGCGAUGAGUGGCUUUUCCCAACGUCCUGGUGAGUCCUUCUCCGACAUGAGAUCUCGGAUGCAUAAAGUCGUGGUUGCAUUCUCCCAGGGUGGCCUCCGGACCAAUGCAGGGAAAGCUUGGGCGAGCUAUUCAAAAACCCGAGCGGAACGGCUCAAGAGCUCACAUGCAGGUUGGGUGAAAAAGGCCGUGGCACAGCUGAAGGAGGAUUGCGUCCAGACUCUGGAGGUUGAGUGGCAGUCAGGUUCGGUGUGGUAUGAGGAUUUCCUUCUUGCUAGUGCUGAUCUCCCGGUACCACCAGGUACAGAUAUGAGGGGUAUACUUGUGCGUGAAGAUGUUGAAGGGCAACCAUGGGUAUCCACGAAGCUGAUUGCACAGGUCCUGAAGGUGAAGGAAAGGGACCGUGACAACAAGCUCAGGGUCCUCGGCUGGAACCUUGGUGGUGUGGAGGUCCAAGACCUUUCACAAGCACUGGACGAUGCGGCUCCGUCGCAGUUGGAAAAAGGCUCCAUUGUGCUCUAUCAGGAGGCUGCCAGAGGGGAUGCAGGGUGGACUGUGGAUGCACAGAAGCAGUGGACAUUGGUGACUCAUCGGCACUCGCAUGCAUGGAGGGGGUGUGGGAUUAUGUACCAGUCGAGCUCAUGGUGCUUGCUUCGCCGAGUUUUCACAACGCGUGGGGUCUGGUUCAAAAUCAGGGCGAAGGACGACUCGGAGACGUUGUGGGUUGGGACGUGUCACUUCACUCCAGGAUGUACCUUUGCCCAGUUUGAGGAAGAGGCCGAGGAUCAUUUUCGAGGGCUCCCAAAGAACGCGGUAAAAGUCGUCUUUCAAGGGGAUGUCAACACGCCUUUCGGGUGGACUAGGGAUGGUGCUGAGCUUACUCCUGUUGCAAGGGAGGGAAAGGGAGGCGUCCCCCUCAAGAUCCUGCAGGAGCGAGGGAUGACCCUGGUGGCACCUCAUCCCUGCCAGUUUGGGACCCCUACCUCGAGGCCUCGGCAGGAAGGUCGUGCUGGGCAACAAAUUGAUGUUAUGGCACGCAAGGGUUUGCACACUGGGGCACUUCACAUCCAUGUUGACUCGUACAUGAAGGUUGGCACGGACCAUGAACUGCUACAGUCCAAUUUUGCUUCUUCAUGGUCGGGGUUCAAACCGAGGAGGCAAACAAGGUCGCGAGUCCUUUCGAAGCCCAUUGGGGUCCUGGAAUGGGUUGAUCAAUCUGUUCUUGGGGAGCUUGCGGUAUCCCACACCAAGCCGAAACCUAGCCAAUCGUACAGGGACCCGGACUCGGUCAAGCUUCUCUUUCGAAAGGCGCGUCUUAGUGGCACGUCAGCGGCAUGGAAGGAGGCCCUCAAGUCGAGAAAGCUCGCCAGGAAGGCUUGGGAAACGGACAGGGUUCACAGGGCUACGAUGGGGGACUGGGAGAGCCUCAGGGAGAUCAAAGGGUUUGCUGGUCAAGGCUGGGAUGUUGAAUUUGCCCUGCACCAACAAGGGGAUCCACAUGAGGUCAUUCACAAUCACUUCCAGGGUGUCUACCAGGGCUCUAGGGUGCAGGAGGUGGUGGAGUCGCCCCCCGGUGAUGUUCGAGCCUUUGACUUGGAUGAGCUGUGGGCUGGACUUCGUCAACUCAAGGGUCAAAAAGCAGUUGGAUGUGAUCUUACGUCGAAGGAGCUGCUCCAGGGUAUAUGUAUGGCGGAAGGUGGCGCAGCUCAGGUUCUUGAGUUUUACAACCGUGUGCUUGCUACUGCCGUCAUACCGCCUGAAUGGAACAAGCCACUGCUGGUGAUGCUUCCUAAGAUUGCUCAGCCUCGUGUCCCCAAACAUUUGCGGCCUAUUGCGCUCGGUUCCUCUGUUGGAAAACUAUUUAGCAGGCUCCUACUGAAUCGAUGCCUUGAACGGAUACGUCUUCAACAUCCCCCACAAUGUGCCGGUGUUCAUAGACAGACGAAUGACUACACCUUUACCCUCAUUCGUUUGUUUGAAUUGGAACGAGAAUGGCAGGGUGGGAUGGCAGCCAUCAAGGUUGACGUCAGUCGUGCCUUUGAUGAUGUCGACAGGGAUGUCCUGCUUGCUAAGCUGGAGGCUAAGCUAGGCCCGGGGGCAGAAAUGCAAUGUUGGAAGGGUUUGCUGGCCAACAAUGAGGCGAUGAUCUGCACCCCUUUUGGUGAGUCAGUCAUUGGCAUGUCAAAGGGAAUAAAGCAAGGGGGGGUCGAGUCUCCGGCUUUCUACGGGAUGCUCAUGGAACUUGCAGCUCAUGAAGCAGAACAGGAGUUUGGUUGGGCGAAGCGCGCUCGCCUCUACCCGGAUUUGUCAUGCCCUGACACGGCUAUGUUUAUGGAUGAUGGGGUUCUGUGGUCCAGAGGGUCGCUCGCACUCCAAAAAAGGGUCGCUGAAUUUGCACAGGUCCUCCUCAGGUAUGGCCUCAAGGUGAACAUUGCGAAAUGCCAGUUGUAUUGUGCCCCUAAGUGCCCAGGACCUCGCCAAAUCAGGGUCGAAGGGACGGUGCUGCAUGCUGACACACACCUCGAAGUCAUGGGGCUCACUCUAUCUGUGGGCCAAUCGAUCUGCAGUUUAAUCUCCCCGUUGAUGACGAGAUGUCGGGCAAAGUUUUGGGAGGUCCGGCAUGUACUGCGAUCCAAUGGCCCACUUCAUGCUCGAGUUCGGCUCAUGCAACGAAUUGUCGGGGCCUCUGCACUUUGGUGUAUUGCCUCGGUUCCACCUGAUAAGGCUGCUAUGACUAUGGCUAACUCGGUUCAACUUCAGCUGAUGGUCUGGUUGUUGAAGUUGGGGAAGCGUGCCACAGAAUCAUGGGUGCAGUUUCGGCAAAGGGCCUUCAGAUCCGCACGAGCAGUUCUCAACAAUGCAGGGUGUGAGCGGUGGUCCACCUUGUGGUUACGUCGUUACUGGCAAUUUGCUGGUCAUCGUGCAAGGGCUCUCGCACUUCCUUCGCCUGUUGUCAGUGCUCAUUUCGAAUCCUUUCGUCCUCUUUCAUGGUGGCAGGUCGAGAAGUACAAACCGAAUGGGGUCAAACACCAUGGGAAGCACUUUGCCCGUCUUACCCUCCUUGAACAAAGCCUUGACAGUGCAGCAGGGGGGUCGUGGCGUGGUAUUGCAAUGGACAGGGUUCAGUGGCAAGCCAGGGAAAGGGUUUGGAUUGAGAACAUGGACUUGCCGUUGCUGCCUGACCGCUUGAGCGCUCGAGUUAGUGGCACACCUCACGACUCACGACCUCUUGCUCGUUUUGCCGCAAUGGGCGGCCUCUUCAUAUGGAUUUGCCUACGCAUGUGCCUAAUACAGGCACUCCAUGGUUCCACCCAUGAUGGCUGGGGCCAGGCAUCUACUGAAGUUUUCUCUUUUGGUUUUGAUGGUUUGGAGGGUUUCCCUCGCACGAUGGCGCUGCUGCGGCUGCCGCCUCGUCCUCGUCUACAGGUACCUGCUUCACCCCUUUAUGAUCCCGAUCGGCGGCUCGUGUACCUCCUCUCCUUCCUCAAGGGUGAGGCUUCUGAACUACUGCAUGGUGACGAAUCGGAUGCUUCUUCUUUCAUGCAGGGGACCGCGUCCGCAAAGAGCCAGGCCAAGGGGUGGUUCACAAAGGCAAAGGAGGACUUCGCUACCUUCCACGCUCAGGGUCUCCACCGUUGUGCUGCACUGCAUCUCCGCGAUCUUCUUCGUGAAGCACACCCGGCGAUAUGUCGUCGAGCUCGUGAAUACUUGCCUCUCCUGCUGGGGGACUCCUCAAAUCAAGGGGCACGCGAUGCCUCUGACCCUGAACGACUUCAGUGUCAGGCAUGGGCACAACAAGUAUUGGACGACCUGACCUCCUUGGUACCACCCCGAAAACUCCGUGAACCUGCCCCUGCCUCCUCUUCGGCUUCUGCUGGUGAAUACCCGUAUGGACUUUUCCACGCGAUCCAAGUGUGGCCCAAUGGCUCCUACUCGGUCCCCUCUGUUGGGACUGGAUCUGGUGGUGGUGGUGCCUCCACACACUCCAGUGGCAGAGAGGUGCCCACGGAUGAGGAAACUGACGAAGCGGGGCUCCUCUCCCUCACCUUGGUGACCACCUUCCUCCCACUGCGGACCACUGCUUUCGAUGAGCUUUUUGAUGGACGCCAGUUACCGGACUGGUUCCUGGACCAAGUGGAUGUUCUUGAAGCACUUGCAAACCGAGGAGCGCGUGCAACCGAUAUGGCCCUCUACCUUGAAGACGUCUUCCUCGCCUCUGAGGAUGAUCGGAUGAUCAACGCCCUCGCGCCUUAUGUGAAUGCUAUGCGAUAUCGAAUGGAGACCUACGUCCCACACGCAAACGCCAUGACGAGAGCAGAAGGGGUCCCUUCUAUUCUGGAAUGGAGUGAGGCUGUGAUUGGAAUCUUCCGCUUCAUGAAGGAGAGGUGGUUGUGGAAAAUUUGCCCGACAGCCAUGUGGAACCAACGUCACGAACGCUUCCUGGCGGACCAAGGGUACUGCAAUGUGGUGUUCUCACCGGAGCACUACGUGGGCGAGGACUCUGAGAGACGGGAGCUCUCUCGAUCUAGGUCUCCCCACCGGAGGGACCGACAGCCGUGGCGAGUGAAUGAGGUUUCCCCACCCAGGGCUUUCGACGACUCUGCGAGUGAACAGGCUGAGGGCUCGGACGUCUCCUCCUUCAUGAUGACCAGUGGGCGUGGCAACCGCAGGCCUGCUAAAUCCAGGUCGCGUGACAGAGAUCGCCGUGAUGCCCGUGGCGAUGGCCCUGGAGAUUCUACUCGUGACAAUCGUCGUGGCAGCGAGGGUCGUAGAAGGGUUCUGGAACGGCGCCCAGUUCGAAUCACCCCGGGUCCGACUGAUGCACAUGGUGGCGGGCGCAGACGAGAUCCCAGAUAUUCUGCGAGGUCGUUACGAGAGUGCCGACAAAUUCAGAACGGUGGGCCCCUGAUCUCUGAUGCCACCUACCGGAACAUCCUGGUGGAUAUGCGAGCGAGGUCUGAGCAAGAGCGACAUAUCAUGUCCAUUGCAGUGGUCAGCUAUAUCAGGGCACUCAUGGUCGAGCUUGGGGAAGUGUGUCACGAAGCGACCUUGCACAUCGAGACCCUGGACGAUGAUGAGGUCUUGGUUGAGGUUGAUCCUGAGGAUGACACCACCCACCUGAUGCAGCUGGAAAUUGGAGACGUCAUGCACGACAAAGUCAAUGACAGGUGGUCGAGGCAGCUCGUGAGACUUCAAAAGGAGCUCGCUCAGCAAAUAAAAGGGCUUCGUCGAGCACAUGUCGCUGACCUGCUGGGUCGUCUUCGAGGUGCAGUUGGAAUGGGCCUCACGGAAGGUUUUGGGGCGCAGCUUGAGGCCUUGCUGUUGGCGAUGACGGACCCGGAGGUCCACAUUGGUAUGCCUGUGGACUCCAACUGGCUCGGUCCUUGGGCCGAAAGUCUUGGUCAGUUUAUUCCAGGCAUGGAGGCUCCCUUCCAGAUCACCCUCAACGACAGUCUGGAUGAGAACGACCUGGUACGUGCUGCUGAACAGGCUGAGGCCUCUCAGCCUGCCCUGCCAGAUGAGCCUGCCUCCUCGAGCUGGGAAGGCCCGGCUGCAGUGGCGGAAGUGGCCAUGCUCCGGGCGCAGGAGCACUCCGUUUUGCUCCACCAGGCAUCGGUGUAUCGCGACUGGGAGGAUUGGGAAAUGAUGCAAGCUUCGUCUACGCAGCCUGCUGUUCGUGCACGCCAACAGUGUGUGGUUGAGGUUGAGGGCAUCCUGGGCAAAGGAAAAGGUCCGGGCGGGCCCCAAAUGACUCGGAGCUGGCUUCUGGAGGUACCGCCGGAGGGCAACCUGGAGCUGCGCGUUCGGUGCCGCAUGGAACCUGCCGUCGAUCAAGAUGAUGUUCAAACGCAGAUCUUGCCGGACACCAAAAGACGACGGCAAGAACUUGCAGAGCAAGCCGCACGGGGUGACCCUAACCUUCAGUAUACUCAAUAUGCUGAUCUCUACCAACAAUGGCUACAGGGUCGCCUAGGGAGUCGGCAAGUUCAGAACCUGUAUGGUGCCGAAUUGCUGUCCACCUUCGAAGCGCAGUUCGCGAUGUCCACUGACUUCCAGCCGGAUGGUCGUCUACCUGGGCGACCAAACCCUUUGACCCCGCUUGGAGCGCAUGGUUGCUUGGAAGCAUCGCGUUAUGAGCGCAUUUAUGGGCUAUGGAAGGAGGGAUGGCUGGGGGACUCCGAAAUCGUCGAAACCUUGGGGCCCCGUCUCCUUGAGAUGAUGGCCUGCCAGCAGCUUGGAGGAGGCAUGCCGUCCUUCGUCACCAUGGUUGGCUUCGAUGAAAAGGUUGUGGUCGUUGGUAGGCCGGACCUGCUGGAGAUCACGGGCGUGGUGGAGGGUUCGGAUGGCACCUCUCAACCUGUAUUACCUGAUGGGCAUCCUGCGGGAUUACUUGUUCCUGGUGAACCGAUCGCAUCAAACGAGCGGGAAGGGUUGAUGGAGCCUGAUUUGGAAGUCUUCACAGGGUUCAGUGCCGAUGUCGGAGAGACUGGUGGACUGGGUGUGGGAGAGACGGCCUGUGAUGAUGGUAGUGAUGAAGACCGGUGUGGAGAUGGUCGUUCCGAAGAUCGUAUGGAGUCCGAGCAGGGUGAUGACUGA
Molecule: messenger RNA, 8619 nt
Organism: Symbiodinium sp. CCMP2592
Lineage: Eukaryota; Dinophyceae; Suessiales; Symbiodiniaceae
Source: the annotation of a GenBank genome assembly